CCUCUCUUUCUACAUGCGAACCUGGCAUAAAAUCGGACCAAUUUAUCACGAUGAAAGAGGACCUCGUUAGCGUUGCCCAAACCGACCAUCUGGACAAGCUUCGUCAUCUCUUGGACCUCGAGAUAGCGCAGAAUCCCGAGUUCCUCACCCCGGCCAUAGAUGCCGCGUGCUACGCAGCGGCGCGCAGUAACAACCCUGCAGCGCUGGGUAUCCUCCUGGAUAGCGGCUGUUCAGUGAUGCCAGAUACAGUUAUAACCGCUCUGGCGCAAGGGCACACAGCUAUCAUAGAUUGCCUCCUUGCUCAUAACUGGAAUAUUAACGGGAGUCUCGGGCACAGUGGCGACGCUCUUAUUAUGUCAGCACAUGAAGGCCGUCUUGAGAUGGUCCAAUUCCUGCUAUCUCGCGGUGCCGAUCCGAACUCAGGUAACUGGUCAGGCGCAUUUAAUAACGCUAUUGAAAUGGCGGCUGUUUCUGGUUCGAUCCCGGUGGCUGAUGCGCUCUUGAAUGCCGGGGCGGUGUUGAAGGGGCGUUUCGCACUGAAGAAGGCGGCGUCCUGGGGACGUGUUGCCAUGGUAGCGUUCCUGCUGGAACGGGGCGCGGCGAUUGAUGAGAUCCGCGUCAACCCGUAUAUUGUGGAGGAGCCGUGGGAACGAGAUGAGAAGAAUGCGCUGUGCGAGGCAGCCUGGCGGGGACAGGCUGCGGUGGUGAAACUCUUGCUGGAAAAAGGGGCGGAUCCGAGUAUCAGAGACACAAAAGGCAGAUCGGCGUUGGAGCUCGCGAAAGCUGGAGGACAUGAGUCCUGUGUGAAGCUGCUGGACCACUAGCCUCUUUCAACAUCUGGGCAACAGUACUACCGGCCAUUGAAUUAUCAUUUCCGUCUAUAGGGGUUAAUUAGCUCGGGCCCAUAUGUCAGAAUCGCUAUUUCAAUACCCAUCCAAAAAACAGCAAGAGGGCACCCUUUUACGAUGCGCCAGCCGAUUCAAAUGGAGAUGUACAUGCAGCAAAAGAAUCAGUUGGAAAACCGUGCAUCGUUGACGC
This is a messenger RNA of Aspergillus steynii IBT 23096, 1038 nucleotides long. Its product is annotated as ankyrin repeat domain-containing protein. Gene Ontology annotation, molecular function: protein binding. The transcript is spliced from 3 exons. Lineage: Eukaryota; Fungi; Ascomycota; Eurotiomycetes; Eurotiales; Aspergillaceae. Bases 51 to 824 code for a protein of 257 amino acids. The record is from RefSeq and is a predicted model, not a curated record.